Molecule: messenger RNA, 943 nt
Organism: Vigna umbellata (rice bean)
Lineage: Eukaryota; Viridiplantae; Streptophyta; Magnoliopsida; Fabales; Fabaceae
Source: RefSeq, a predicted model, not a curated record
CAAUAUAAUGCAACCCAAACCCAAACUCUUUUACUUCAACUCAAUCUAAGUCACACUCCUUUUCAUUGUCAGAGAUGGGGAACCAGGUCUCACUUCGUCCCUCAGAUGCCAGGGGCAAAAUCGUCUUGUGGGACGGUUCCGUGCAUGAAAUUGAGCAAUCGGUGACGGUGGCGGAGCUCAUGCUGGAGCACCCAGAACAGGUGGUGGUUGAGUUGCAUUCGGCAGUGAACCAGAAAAGGCCAACGCCAUUGCCGGCUGAUAACAAGUUAGAAACAAACAAGGCGUAUCUGAUGCUUCCCGUGAGGCGAGGGAAGCCCGUUGGGUUAAGCGGGGAAGAAGCUCGACGCAUUCUCUUCAUCCUUAAUUCUGCUCUGCAUUCAAAGUCUCUUGUGGGGUCGUCAAAGUUUGUUCCUUGGCUUACGCGUUUGUGCCAGAACACUACGAUUGUGGAACCAGGGAGAAAGGAAGAGGAAAGAGAGAAUAACGAAGAAAGGUGUCAGUUUUCAGAGCUUCUGCCGGAAAUUCUAGAAGCGAGGCCGGAGUAUUUGAAUAGGCAAUUGUCGGGAAAAGGGUGGAAACCUACUUUGGACACCAUUAAGGAGAAGAACAUUGACAGAAAACACACUCAUUGGUUGUUCCUCAGGACUUUCUAGUCCUGCACAUUUAACCUCUACCAAACUUUAGUUUCACUUGGAGUUUCAUUUCGAUGAUCUACUCAAAAUUUGCAGACACGGUUAAAUAGAUUAUCGAAAUUAAACUCUCCCACUUGUUAAAAGAGUUUUUGUUUUUGAGUAUAGUUCAUCAAUCGGUGAAAAUGUUGUGGUGCCUUUUCGCGGUAUGUAUUCUGUGACAUAUACCCAAUGAAAUCGUCAAUUACUUACAAAGUUCAGACUUGUAAUUUUGCUCAGAUCAAUACAACUUAUAUCAAUAUUGUAGAGUUAAC